Gastrolobium bilobum is the source of this 1898-nucleotide messenger RNA. Its product is annotated as transcription factor UNE10. Gene Ontology annotation, cellular component: nucleus. Bases 123 to 1571 code for a protein of 482 amino acids. The transcript has 6 exons. Lineage: Eukaryota; Viridiplantae; Streptophyta; Magnoliopsida; Fabales; Fabaceae. The record is from RefSeq and is a predicted model, not a curated record. Gene Ontology annotation, molecular function: protein dimerization activity.
ACCCCCAACAAAUAGAUCUAUCAAAUAUUUUACAAUCAAUCUUUUCCUCUCUCAUUUCUCCAUACUCAGUAUUCCUCUCCAAUAACACAGCUGGAGAGUACUAUCUUCAAUUCUUCACUAAAAUGAGCCAGUGUGUUCCCAGCUGGGAUGUCGAUGACAACCCACCACCCCCAAGAGUCUCUCUUUGUUCCAACUCCAAUUCAACUACCCCUGAUGUCCCCAUGUUAGACUAUGAAGUUGCAGAACUGACAUGGGAAAAUGGACAAAUUUCAAUGCAUGGCUUAGGGUUGCCACGAGUGCCCGUAAAAUCCAUCACCACCGCGGCCGCCACCACUGUUCCUUCCAAGUACACAUGGGAAAAGCCUCGCGCAAAUGGCACUUUGGAGUCCAUAGUCAACCAAGCCACUGGCUUACCCCACCGCGUCAAACCUUUAGACAGUAGUAACGGUGGCGGUGGUGUCUGUGGGAACAUGUUUGUCCCAUGGUUUGAGCCCCAACAUGCUGCUGUCACCGCCGCCGCUGCUUCCAACACCUUGACUAUGGACGCAUUGGUCCCAUGCUCGAACCGCACGGAGGAGCAAAGCACCCAGGUUAUAGAUUCCAUCCCUGCAGCGCUUGGAGCGUGCAUGAUGGGUCGCUCCGCACGUGUGGGGUCUUGCAGCGGCGCCGCUACGGCCACCCACGAUGAAGGAGCGCGCCUAGCUGCAGCGGGAAAGCGUACCAGGUUGGCGCGUGUGCCGGUGGCUGCGCACGAAUUGAGCCAGAGUGUGAGUGGCAGCGCCACCUUCGGGAGGGACAGCCAGCACGUGACUCUAGACACGUGCGACAGGGAACUUGGUGUUGGUUUCACUUCAACCUCCAUGGGGUCACCGGAAAACACAACCUCUGCCACGCCAUGCACCAAGACCACCACAGUAGAUGACCAUGAUUCUGUUUGUCACAGUAGAUCAAUGAGGGAGGAUGGGGAUGAGGAGGAGAAAAAGAGAGGAAUUCGGAAAUCUUCUGUGUCCACUAAAAGGAGCAGAGCUGCAGCUAUACAUAACCAAUCUGAAAGGAAAAGGAGGGAUAAGAUAAACCAAAAAAUGAAGACAUUGCAGAAGUUGGUCCCAAAUUCCAACAAGACUGAUAAAGCUUCAAUGUUGGAUGAGGUGAUAGAAUAUCUGAAACAGUUGCAAGGCCAAGUGCAGAUGAUGAACAGAAUCAACAUGUCAUCCAUGAUGCUGCCAAUGACCCUGCAGCAACAACUUCAAAUGUCAAUGAUGGCUCCAAUGGGCAUGGGGAUGGGUAUGGGUAUGGGCAUGGGCAUGGGAAUGAUGGACAUGAACACAAUGAAUCGUGGUAACAUCCCUGGCAUCCCUCCAGUCCUCCACCCUUCAGCCUUCAUGCCUAUGGCCUCAUGGGAUGCCGCCGCCGGCGACCGACUUCAAGUGCCUCCGACCACAGUGUUGCCUGGCCCUUUGUCCACAUUUUUUGGAUGCCAAUCACAGCCCGUGAGAAUGGAUGCCUACAGUAGGAUUGCUGCCAUGUAUCAGCAGCUGCACCAACCUCCAGCUUCCGGUUCUAAGAGCUGAGCUGCUUGGUAAUAUUCUACCGUUGUGAUAAUGCUAAAUUACAAUAAGAAUGUGCAUCUACUUAUUCUUUGUGAGAAUAUAUAUUCCAACGCAAAGCAAGUGACUGUGAAAUUGACGACAACAAGAGUGGGCAUUUUAUUUAUUGUGAGAAAUAUGUAUAUUAGCUCGAAAGCAAGCGUGAGAAAUUUUUUCAUAAUCUAUAUAGUGCUUUCUUGUAGGGAGCAACUGGUUAAGAUUAGGUGGCUUUCUUGGUUAUUUUACCUUUAUAUUUAAGUUCGUGCAACUAGCAAGUUGUAUAAAGUGUUUGUUAUUUUAUUGAAUAACUAG